This is a messenger RNA of Salarias fasciatus (jewelled blenny), 1907 nucleotides long. It is a transcript of the gene mex3a, whose product is annotated as mex-3 RNA binding family member A. The record is from RefSeq and is a predicted model, not a curated record. The transcript has 2 exons. Gene Ontology annotation, molecular function: RNA binding. The coding region runs from base 61 to 1668 and encodes 535 amino acids. NCBI's taxonomy places the organism in Eukaryota, Metazoa, Chordata, Actinopteri, Blenniiformes, Blenniidae.
GGCACGGCGCUCGCGCUCCAGUCUCUGCCUGUCUUUGUCUCACACACUCUUUUGUUAGCCAUGCCUAGCCUGCUGGUUCUAGCAGGGAUCAUGGAGAAAAACGGGGGCUACGGCGGGGAUCUGGCCGCCUCCGGCCCCGGCCCCGGCCCCGGCUCCGGCUUCGGCAGCGACGGUCUGCUGGUGCCGCCCGACGAGGAGGAGGACGACUCGCGCGCCCUCAGGGUCGCGCUGGGCCAGCUGUCUCUGCUGGGGCUGGGGGAAGGCGAGGACGGCGGCGGCGGCGGCGGAGCCCCGACUCCGGGGGGGGUGCAGGACCGGAGCAACAACAACAACAACCACCACAACCACACCGGCGGCGGGGGCGGCGGCGGCGGCGGCGGCGGGGGGGACGCGGCCAUCCUGCAGGGGAAGAGCAAGUUGUGCGCCCUGUACGAGAGCUCCGGGGAGGGCAAGGCGCGCGGCUGCAACAUCACGGAAUGCGUCCCGGUGCCGAGCUCCGAGCAUGUGGCCGAGAUAGUGGGGAGGCAAGGCUGUAAGAUCAAGGCGCUGCGGGCGAAGACCAACACCUACAUCAAGACGCCGGUGCGGGGCGAGGAGCCGGUCUUCCUGAUCACCGGCCGCAAGGAGGACGUGGCGUUGGCCCGGCGCGAGAUCAUCUCCGCCGCCGAGCACUUCUCCAUGCUGCGGGCGUCCCGCAACAAGCUGGGCGUGUCCUUCAGCGGCUCGCCGCCGGCGCCGCUGCCCGGCCAGACCACCAUCCAGGUGAGGGUGCCGUACCGCGUGGUGGGCCUGGUGGUGGGCCCCAAGGGCUCCACCAUCAAGAGGAUCCAGCAGCAGACCUGCACCUACAUCGUCACGCCCAGCCGCGACCGCGACCCCGUGUUCGAGAUCACCGGCUCGCCGGGCAACGCCGAGCGCGCCCGCGAGGAGAUCGAGGCGCACAUCGCCUUCCGGACGGGCGGCCUGCACGACCACAACAACGAGAACGACUGCCUGGGGCCCAACGGCGGAGGCGGCGGCGGGGGCAGCCCGGCGGGCGGCGGCGGCGGCGGCGGCGGCCUGGAGAGCCGGCUGCAGCAGGUGUGGGGGCUGCAGGCCGGCCAGAGGAAGCCGCUCACCAGCAGCUACCGCCAGAACUUCUCAGACGCCAUGGUGGGCGGCGGCGGCGACGGAGGGGGCGUCUACAGCAAGGGCGGCUUCUCCGGCUCCGGCUCCGGCUCCGGGGACAAGCCCUGCUCCUACUUCGGCUCGGACGGCGGCCAGAGCUGGGGCGACCCCGACUUCCCCAAGCAGGCGGCGUUCUACGCCCAGCAGCGCUCCAAGAGCUUCGGCGGUCUGCCGCUGCCGCUGACCCGACUGUCGCCCGGCCUGCCGGAGCCCUGCGGCGGCGGCGGCGGCGUCUCGCCGCAUGCCCAGGCCCGCCGCGCCCACAGCGAGCCCGCCCCGGCCGGCGACGGCUUCCCGGGCCGCCUGGCGGCGCCCGACUCGCCGCCGGCCGCCGGCCGGGACUGCAUGACCUGCUUCGAGAGCAAGGUGACGGCGGCGCUGGUGCCCUGCGGACACAACCUCUUCUGCAUGGAGUGCGCCAUCCGGAUCUGCGAGCUCAGCCACCCCGAGUGCCCGGCGUGCCACACCCAGGUCACCCAGGCCAUCCGGAUAUUCUCCUAGAGAACCCGCCGCUCCGGCCACGCCCCCCGGCGUGGCCCCGCCCCCUCUCCGCCCCCUCACUCCAUCAUUAUCAAUGAGACACGUUUGGUUUUUCAGAAAAAUUUACAAAAAACCAACAAGCAGAUAUUUUAGAGAGCACUGCUUGUUUUACUAAAAAGUAUGAGAAAUAUUUUUAAGUUGUUCUUUUAUAAAUAUAUGAGCAUAUAUAUUUUCAAAAAGUUUUCUUUAUAAGAGGAGUC